Molecule: messenger RNA, 3725 nt
Organism: Porites evermanni
Lineage: Eukaryota; Metazoa; Cnidaria; Anthozoa; Scleractinia; Poritidae
Source: the annotation of a GenBank genome assembly
AUGAAUUCAAUAAGUUGGCCUGAUCCUAGCGACCCUGGAAGAAUUUCUCUAGCUUAUCGAGAUUUGAGUGAACUUCCCGAAGGCUGGCACAAAAAGUUGAGCUUCGGUGACAUUACAGCGUUGGAUUUGAGCCACAACAAUUUGUCGUAUCCUUGUGCAGUUUCUGCCGUUGUAAUAAUGAUAUGGAAGACUAAAUCGUUGUCGGUAAAGAGUAAGAUUUCUGCUCAGCCCAUUUAUUUAUUAUGCAUACAUGUUUCGACUCUAAUCAUUUGAAAUAGCAUGAAAUAGGGACUGUAUAAGAUUGCUGCAUGCAUAAUGACCAUAAUGAAUAUAUUGGGAUGUGCCGAAAUCUCCCAGACUGGCCGGUGUUAAUAAUUUAAGGUGGCUGAACACAAUCUUAGCAGUUUGUCAGUGUAUUUAUUUGCCAAGUCAUGACAAGAGAAAGGUUGAAGCUCACAAGCUGAAACUUGGCAAGUGAAAAAUAUACUGAUGAAAGAUUUUGAUUGACAGGUAAAAUUUGAGUUUUCGUAGUUUCCAUGGCAGCAUGAACGAUUGAAUACAACCUUAAAAUUCCUCAGUUUACAUAAAAUUCGCUCAUUAGAUUUUCCUAUAAACUUGCACACAGCUUACUAUAGUUAAUCAUUUCCAUGAUUUGAAACUUAUUUGACCAAAUUUUAACAGGCGGGUUUUAGAUAAUCAGCGAUAUAACUGUACUGUAAUUAUUAAUGUGUCACAAAAUUCGUCUGGUCAACUUCCAUUUUAAAGUUCUCAUUAUUUAACGAUAAAAGUAAAAAUUCUGCCAAAUAUCACAAAAUUUUAAUGAGUAGAGUUUGAGAAAUUGUCUUCUGUGUACCACUGCUUUUUUGCCGCCAUGUUUGUUUGUCUAAUCUAAAACACGCAUCGUCACGCAAUUUACUGCUGACCGCCCACAGAACUGUGUUCAGCCACCUUAAGCUAACAUUGUCGUGUAAUGCUCUGAAGUUUAAGACACAUUGUUUUACCUUUCUAAAUAUAUACUAGUCUGCCAGUAAAUCCUUACACAGGGGUUUGAGCGAUUUUGUACAAAUUGCUAGUCAUUUGUGAUCAAGAAUAUUAUUACUUUUAAUUGAAGAGUUGAUGCUCUUAGUUACAUCAUUGCCGGAAAUUCAAAUUUUUGUAUCAGAACUCAAAGCCAAGCUAGUAAUUCUAGGGGGUGGGGGUUUAAUAAAGGAAUUCACAUGUGCAGUAGUCGGACAUCCCUUGAGCCUCUAUGUGAGUACUUAAGGAUGUUGUUUUUCAAUGAAAUUGUCACAAAUCCUAUCCUAUCUUUUCCAAGUAAAUACUGCCUCCUCCACUGGCUUUCCCAAGUGUAAAUGGGGAUUGGGGAACUUGUGAGCACUCGAGACAAGCGAGAAGCACAAGAGAGGGAUGAUGGGAACGAGCGUAGAGCGUGAGUGGGGAGUGAUGGGAAGGAACUCCCUUCGUCCCCUCUUUCCCUAAUAAUUAACUCAAAUUUCCCCCUGUGAUCGCGAGCGACUGGGGACGAGGCAGAUGCAAAUAGGCUCAUGUUCAUGGUAGCAGCCAGGGGAAAUUCCCAUCCCUCACCAUGACAGCCCUUUUCUGGGGAUAUUUUUGCAUGGACUAGGUAGCUAGCAUCAAAUUGAGGGGAAGGAACAUGUAGCAGUACUCUUAGAUGCAACAGAGGCUGGGUUAAGUUCUGGCCAUGUUGUUCCUCCUUUGCUUGAGUCUGCCUUUUUCCACUCUGUAUUAUGGCCUUUUCAUUCCUUUUCAUGUAACACCUGUUUUCCUUAAUAACCAAUCAUAGGGACUUCAAGUUUUUGAGAGACACUGACAAUCUGAAUACAUUAAUUCUGGAUGACAAUAAUCUCACUAGUCACGUUAAAUUUCCUGUAAUUAGGUCACUUCACAUUUUGUGGGUAAACCACAAUAAAAUUACAAAUUUGAGCGCUUUUAUAGAGACUGUAGCCAUGUGCUUUCCAAACCUGAAAUACUUCAGCAUGAUGAACAAUCAAGCAGCUCCAAGUUAUUUUAAUGGUGGCACGUAUCACCAGUACAAGGAUUACAGGUAAUGUCAAAAAAUAUUUAUUUUUCUUUAUUUUUUUCCUCAAAUUAUUGUGAGAGUGACAAAGUUUAGGGGUAGGAAUACCAAAUUUCAGUUUAUAAAAUGUCAUUGCUCACAAUGUAACCAGUGAGAAUUUCCCCUUCACACAUCACACAACAUUGUGCCAUGGGUAAUUACGAAACCAGCUUUAGGUGCACUGAUUUCAAAUAACUGUCACUUGUAAUAGAGAAUUCUGGGUAGGGACAGAAAACCACCCUUUAGGGAAGGAGACAGAAAGAGAGAGGGUAGGGGGGUGGGGAGUAGAAAGAAUGCAAAUUCAUGAAAUUCCCUCCACGGCCACUUUCACACAAAUCCCUAACCACAAAACAAUGCCACACCCCCCCACCCCCAAACAACCACCACCCAAACAAAAAACACAACAAAAAAAACAAAAAAACAAAAAAAAAAAAAAAAAAAAAAAAAAAAAACAAACAAAAAAAACAAACAAAAAAAACAAAAAAACCAAAAAAACAAAAACAAAAAAAAGAAGAAAGACAGUAACUCUUUUAUUUAUUUAUUUUUUACAUAACAUAGUAACUAAGGUAACUAACGAAAACCAUAUUUGCCGGUANCCCCCCCCCUCCAAAAAAAAAUAAAGUAAAAUAAAAUAAAAUGACAUAAGCAAACAACACAGUAAACAAGCUAAGACAUGGGAAGUUGAAACAAUCUACAAAAUGUUUGCUGACCGAGUUUUCAUAAAUCCAGGCAGAUAUAGAGGUAUGGAUAUGGUAGUCUAACAAAAACAUUCAUUGGGUUUCAGACAGAGGUUUUUUUUUUCAGGGGUUUACUGUGCCUUUAAGCAUUGUUUCCUUCAAGACAAAAUUUUGCUUGACAUGGUCUCUAUCUGCCCCCGCCCCCCUUUUAUUUGUAGACUAGCAAACAAUAGAAAACCAUCUUUUGUGUUGUCUUUUCCUGCAGUCUUUUCAUGUCUUUUAACAAUAUUGAUCCAUAUGUGUAAAAAGCUUGGCUACUAUGUCUAUGAAUUAAGCAUUUCAACUUUGAGAAACUUACCGUAAAAUUCCAAAAAUAAGCCCUGGGGCUUAUAUUUUUCAAAGGCCCUAUUCAAGGGGCUUAUGUACGGAGGGAAAUUUGCGUUUCAAAAUUGAUUGGGCUAGCUUGUAGUUGGGCUUAUUCAUGGAGGGGCUUAUUUUCGGAAUUUUAUGGUAUUCCAUGAAACAUAAGCAUGCGAAAUAGAGAUUCCUAAUUAUUACUUUUGUUUAAUACUAUCUAUUUAUUUGAUUAUUUUAUAAAUUAUUAGAAUUAUAAUUCUAAUAGUUUAAAAGCAAUACCAUUUAUGUAUAUUAAUAUAGGAAUGCUAAUAAAAAUUAAUGUUAUGUUAUGUUAUGUAAAGGGUCACCUAUUUUUUUUUCUUUUUUGCAAGGCAGCCUUUCAUCUCUUUGGGCAAGCUUAUUUUCUGGUUAUUUGUCAAUGAAAGAAGAGUGAUUCUACCGUGUUGUUUUUUUGCAGGUGUUAUGUUAUAAGCCAUCUUCCAAGCUUGGUUAUGCUAGAUGACCAUGCCAUCACAGCAGAGGAGAGGGAAGAAGCGCGUAAAGUGUAUGGCAACAGAAGAGUUUCCGUCAGCUCAAGAAGAGCCAGCAAAAAGCAUAAAGAAAAGGUCAGACUC